UGGUGCGCCUCGUCCCGGAAGUGACGCUAGGGGCAGGCGCCGGAUGGGCGGGGCUCGCGGGGAUGACGGCGGUCGGGCGGUGACGGGGCCUUGACGAUGGGCCGGCGGGAGCGAGAUAAGAAGAAAUCUAAGAAACGUCAUUACGAUGAUGACGAUGAUGAUGAAGACGAAACUCCUGGUAGAGAGUCUCAGGAAGCUGUUCCAUCUGCAGCAGGGAAGCAAGUGGAAGAGUCUGGGAUCAAAGUGGAUGAGUAUGGAGCAAAAGACUACAGACUCCAGAUGCUUCUAAAGGCUGAUCAUUGCUCACGUCCACUCUGGGUGGCUCCUGAUGGCCAUGUUUUCCUGGAAGCCUUUUCUCCUGUUUACAAAUAUGCUCAGGAUUUUCUGGUUGCUAUUGCUGAACCUGUGUGCAGGCCAACCCAUAUACACGAAUACAAACUCACUGCUUACUCGCUUUAUGCUGCUGUCAGUGUUGGUUUACAAACAAGUGACAUCACUGAAUAUUUGCAAAAGCUGAGCAAGACUGGUGUCCCAGAUGGAAUAAUUCAGUUUAUCAAGCUGUGUACUGUCAGCUAUGGAAAGGUAAAGCUAGUGCUGAAACACAACAGGUAUUUUGUAGAAAGCACCCACCCUGAAGUCAUCCAGCAGCUUCUUCAGGACCAGGUCAUCAGAGAGUGUCGGCUGAGAAACGCUGAGGGAGAAGAAACAGAGCUCAUCACGGAGACGUUCACGAGUAAAUCAGCAAUUUCAAAAUCCAGUGACGGAGGUCCUUCAACAUCACAAGGGACAGAUGCUCAGAAUAAAUCGGAUGUCCCGGCUGACUUAUUUGAGUUUUACGAGCAGAUGGACAAAGAUGAGGAGGAGGAGGAAGAAACGCAGACUGUAUCUUUUGAAGUCAAGCAGGAAAUGAUUGAAGAGCUUCAGAAGCGUUGCAUCCACUUGGAGUACCCCUUGCUGGCAGAGUAUGACUUCAGAAAUGAUUCAGUGAAUCCUGAUAUUAAUAUAGACCUAAAGCCCACAGCUGUUCUCAGACCUUACCAGGAGAAAAGUCUAAGGAAGAUGUUUGGGAAUGGGCGUGCUAGGUCUGGUGUUAUUGUCCUGCCAUGUGGUGCUGGCAAGUCUUUAGUUGGAGUUACAGCUGCAUGUACAGUCCGUAAGCGUUGCCUGGUACUUGGCAACUCUUCUGUCUCUGUGGAGCAGUGGAAAGCCCAGUUCAAAAUGUGGUCCACCAUAGAUGACAGCCAAAUCUGUCGAUUCACGUCCGAUGCCAAGGACAAGCCUAUCGGCUGCUCUGUUGCCAUUAGCACCUACUCUAUGUUGGGACACACAACUAAGAGGUCUUGGGAGGCAGAGAGAGUAAUGGAAUGGCUUAAAAGUCAAGAGUGGGGCCUUAUGAUACUUGAUGAGGUGCACACCAUACCUGCCAAAAUGUUCAGACGUGUGCUCACCAUUGUGCAAGCUCACUGCAAACUGGGACUGACUGCUACGCUCGUCAGAGAAGACGACAAAAUUGUCGACUUGAAUUUCCUGAUUGGACCAAAACUCUAUGAAGCCAACUGGAUGGAGCUGCAGAACAAUGGCUACAUUGCUAAAGUCCAGUGUGCUGAGGUUUGGUGCCCAAUGUCUCCAGAGUUUUACAGAGAAUAUGUGGCUAUCAAAACAAAGAAGCGGAUAUUGCUCUACACUAUGAACCCAAAUAAAUUCAGAGCAUGCCAGUUCCUGAUCAAAUUUCAUGAGCGAAGGAAUGACAAGAUCAUUGUAUUUGCUGACAAUGUGUUUGCAUUGAAGGAGUAUGCAAUCAGACUGGGGAAACCUUACAUAUAUGGUCCUACUGCACAAGGAGAGAGAAUGCAGAUUCUACAGAACUUCAAGCACAAUCCAAAAAUCAACACUAUCUUUAUUUCCAAGGUAGGUGACACAUCAUUUGAUCUACCAGAAGCCAAUGUUCUGAUUCAGAUUUCGUCCCAUGGUGGGUCUCGAAGACAGGAGGCUCAAAGAUUGGGACGAGUGCUGAGAGCCAAAAAAGGGACGGUUGCGGAGGAAUACAAUGCCUUCUUUUAUUCCCUUGUAUCCCAAGAUACUCAGGAAAUGGCAUAUUCAACCAAACGACAAAGAUUUUUGGUAGAUCAAGGUUACAGCUUCAAGGUAAUCACAAAGCUUGCAGGAAUGGAAGAAGAACAACUUUCAUUUUCAUCUAAAGAAGAGCAGCAGCAGCUUCUUCAGAAAGUCCUGCAAGCAUCUGACCUGGAUGCUGAGGAAGAGGUGGUAGCAGGAGAGUAUGGCUCAAAGUCAACUCAGGUGUCCCGUCGUUUUGGCACAAUGAGCUCUAUGUCUGGAGCAGAUGACGCAGUUUAUAUGGAAUAUCACACUUCACGGAGCAAGGCAUCUUCAAAUAAACAUGUCCAUCCACUUUUCAAACGUUUCAGGAAAUGAUGUAAGAUGUGGAUGCAUUUUGUCAAAUUGUGGACUUAUUUAUCCUUCCAUACAGUGGAAUAUGGAGCAUAAAUCUUAUAGACCCUUAAAGGACUCUUUAAUGUGUGGGUAUAUUGCUAACUAUUUAUACAUCUAUAUAUCUGUGCUAAUGGGUGAGGCUGAAAAACUGAAGGAACUAUCUCUCACCACAGUGAAAGAUGUUAUAGAAGGACUGAACCCUGGUUAUGUCUGUGUGGUGUUCCCAAGGUAAUAAAACCUUUAUUUUUAUCAAGUGAAUUUAAAGACCACUUUUUAAGCAAAUGCUGCAAAUGUGAUUUUUUUGUAUAUCAAGUUUGUACCAGUGUUUAAAAUUUUAUUUAUAUCAUAAAUAUUCUAGUUGAAAAAAACAUAGAGAAGUCUAAAAUGCUUGAAGGAAAAGAUUCAAUAAAACUUGAAUAAAAAUCA
Mauremys mutica (yellowpond turtle) is the source of this 2877-nucleotide messenger RNA. RefSeq names its product ERCC excision repair 3, TFIIH core complex helicase subunit (gene ERCC3). The coding region runs from base 97 to 2433 and encodes 778 amino acids. The transcript has 15 exons. Gene Ontology annotation, cellular component: transcription factor TFIIH holo complex; transcription preinitiation complex; nucleotide-excision repair factor 3 complex. Gene Ontology annotation, biological process: nucleotide-excision repair; transcription initiation at RNA polymerase II promoter. Lineage: Eukaryota; Metazoa; Chordata; Testudines; Geoemydidae. Gene Ontology annotation, molecular function: 3'-5' DNA helicase activity; ATP binding; DNA binding. The record is from RefSeq and is a predicted model, not a curated record.